This is a messenger RNA of Papaver somniferum (opium poppy), 617 nucleotides long. RefSeq lists its product as uncharacterized. The coding region runs from base 86 to 430 and encodes 114 amino acids. The transcript has 4 exons. Lineage: Eukaryota; Viridiplantae; Streptophyta; Magnoliopsida; Ranunculales; Papaveraceae. The record is from RefSeq and is a predicted model, not a curated record.
UUUGAAGAAGACACAUUGGAUCAGCAAAUAACGAAGCAGGAUAUAGAUGAUGUGAACAGAUUCAUAAACCUCGGUAUCAAGGAACAUGGCGAUAACUAUAAUGGUGAUGGUACAUCAUUAUUGUCUUGCUCUGAGUAUAAACUACUACUACGUUCAACUGGUUGGUUAUGCGGUAAUAUUAUUGACAGUGCAUUGGUGCUUUUGCACAAGUCUUAUCCUUCUAACAAAUCCACUGGUACCUGGUCAUACUUUGAAAGUCACUUACCGUAACUCUUGUGGGGUGUUUGCUUUCAAGUUUAUCGAGCAUAUGGUCAGGAAGAUUCCUGUUUGUGAAGUCGAACCUGCUUUCGCUACUCGUUAUCGAUGCGAACUUGCGGUGCAGCUAUUCAAGAAACAAUUUAUAGAGGUGAAUGGCACAAGUGGUGAAUAGUAACCUGUAAUCAUAUGAUCUUGUAGUAUAAUUCCUGGCCAGCAUGUUGGUCCCUGUUUUUUGGAUGUGUAUAGUUGAAAAAGAUGUCAGCUGUAGUUCUAAAUCUAAGUUAGUGGCGAUGGACUCUUAUACCCUGGAUAUAUCUGUUUAUAUUUUGUUGAUCAUGUUAUGAUCCUUCAAUUAUGUA